AUGUCUGGGCACUUUUCAUUUGACCAUUCUCGCUCAGGCUCAAGAUCCUCGCAAGAUCCUCGGUCGUCUCGUGGUCAGACGUACGCCACGGAUACUCGUCACUCCUUCGGUCGCGCUGCUCGUGUCUCCAACCCAAACGUGUUCUCCGAUGAGUACUCCCUAGAACCUAUCCAGGCGGACGACCGCAUCGAACGGGUGCCUUCCUCUUCAUCAAUCUCAUCCUCGACGACCCUUCGCUCUCUCCAUCCCAACCAGAAAACAGGGAGUCAGGCGACCACCGAAAAUGAGAAUCCUUUCGGGGAUGACGCCCGGCUCUCGACCGAGGAGCCCCAUCGGUCAAGCCUCCCUCAGAAAGGUAUGGCGGGCUUUUCUACCAAUCGCGGGUCGAUUGUUUCAGUCAACAAUAGUCUCGCUGCUGUUCAGCGAACCCAUAGUGUCUCUUCUCGCUUUUCGUUGCCUCGUGCCAUGAGUCCAUAUACCGGAGCGACCGGACCGAGCCACCCCUACGCGAUGUAUCCUCAGGUUGGCGUUUCACGUUCGCCCAGCGUGGUCAGUACCUCCACAAUUCGCCCGCACGAUCGGCUGCCGGAGGGAACAGGCGGUCCCCAGCAUCCGUACGCAAUGUAUUCGCAAAACGUUGUCGACGAGGGCAUGGACGAGACCGUGAUCCCGGUUGGCUUUCCCGGUCAUAAUCCGUCGUAUCAGUCGCCAUCGGGCCGUCGGGACAAUGAUGUCGGGGAUAUUAUCGGAGCCGACGGGCAUGCUGAGCCAUUGCCUCCUUAUUCACGAUACCCUACCGGAGUAGUCCCCAAGCCCCCAGGGAGCGAGUCUGAGCCUGAUGUGACCGCAGUCGCAGAGGCCGAGCAUCUUCAUCCAGUGUCUCCAGUUCAACAUCAUCAUAUCCCCGAAAACUCUGCGCAUGCCUUGGCACCACAUUCCUCAGGUAGCACAACGGCAGUGGAGAAUGACUCCCAAGACGGCAGAGAAUGCAUCGCGCCGACCACGGGUAUUAUGGCAUUCGAAGAGAAGCUCAAACACAAGGGCAAGAAGACUGUCUGCUGUGGAUUACCAAUCUGGACCAUUGUCCUGGUCGCUACAGUUCUGUUAAUUGGUGGAUCAAUCGGUGGUGCCAUUGGAGGUAUCAUUGGGGGUAAAAAGGCUGCCGAUCAUCAGAGUGAAUCAGCUGCUUCGCCUCAUGGCCCUAAAAUAGUCACGGUGACUGCAACGCCAUCAAUGGAUUAUUCGACAAUGACAAGUUCUCCAACAAACUUCAAGCCAUUGCCCACGGGAGAGUAUCUCGUCCCAGCUCAAUUACACAACUUCUCCCGCAUGUGCAUUGAUGACAACAAAUUUCGGCACGCUUGGAGUUGUAUGGAUCAACCCUCGAAUUUCGACAUCAGAUUUGGUGGCGACAACGGCCAUCAUCACUCCGUUGUGUUCAACAAUGCCGGUCCCACGUCUAGCCUCACUUACGGUGCCCAACCGCCGAUUUUUCCUACCCCGACACAGUCCCUCAGCUUUGCGUUUGACACAAGUGAGACCGGGUUAGGUCCUGCCCUUUUCCUUUUUGCCAAGUUCGAUAAGCUUGUCAUAGUCCCUGAAACUCAAUUCGAGUCGGCAGGCUCCGUUUCCGCACGGUCACUCAACGGUGACGGACAUCUAUUUGAUCGAAUCCAUCGCAUGCAAACAGCACAGCCUGGCGACAAGCCUUGGUUCUGCUAUUGGAACCAGACAAUGAUGGAGAUGUUCAUCUAUGUGGACCAGUUUACAGCGUCUGCAAUCACGAACGGUGCCUCGGCCUCCACGGAUAUGACCCUUGUCACGGCGAGUCCAUCCCCAACUCCAAGCGUGAAUGGCCUUCUUGAUCUUCCCAGGAAGAUCAAGAUCGAAGAGCGGCGUGAUUUUGCAGGAAUCCAGCAACCAUACUGCGAGCAGAUGCAAAUUGGUCCUGAUGGCCGUGUAAAGGGACCUAUUCAGAGUCAGAUCAUUACGAUCCAAGAACGAGAGCCUACUCCUACAACAACCUACACGAACGCGGACAACGGCGCUCGUCAAACAUACACCGCCAAGGCGCAAUUUGCGACUCCAUGUUAUUGUCUGUCGACGACUGAUUAG
This is a messenger RNA of Penicillium diatomitis, 2115 nucleotides long. RefSeq lists its product as uncharacterized. Bases 1 to 2115 code for a protein of 704 amino acids. The record is from RefSeq and is a predicted model, not a curated record. Lineage: Eukaryota; Fungi; Ascomycota; Eurotiomycetes; Eurotiales; Aspergillaceae. The transcript has a single exon.